Molecule: messenger RNA, 2211 nt
Organism: Durusdinium trenchii
Lineage: Eukaryota; Dinophyceae; Suessiales; Symbiodiniaceae
Source: the annotation of a GenBank genome assembly
AUGUCUCCGCCGAAGAAAACAAUCCCACGCCUCGUCUAUGACCAGCGUAAAUGCCGCAGGAUGGUGUCCCCAGAAGCGGCGGUGAUCCCGGAAGGGUUUCAUAUGUGUUUCAUCCACCAUUUCUCUCACUUUGCUGUUUUGGCUGUGAGACACUGCAGCUCCCAAAUUUUGAGAAGUUACCAAUUCGCCUGUUCUCUUGCAGCAAUGGCAGAGACCUUCGCCUUCAAUGCUGACAUCCAGCAGUUGAUGAGCUUGAUUAUCAAUACGUUCUACUCCAACAAGGAGAUCUUCUUGCGAGAGUUGAUCUCCAACGCCUCGGACGCCUUGGACAAGAUCCGUUAUGAGUCCAUCACCGACCCUGACAAGAUCGAGGCCCAGCCGAAUUUCUUCAUCAAGAUCGUGCCGGACAAGACGAACUCGACCCUGACCAUCGAGGACUCUGGCAUCGGCAUGACCAAAAACGAACUCAUUAACAACUUGGGCACCAUUGCUAAGUCAGGCACCAAAGCUUUUAUGGAGGCCAUGGCCGCUGGGGGUGACAUCUCCAUGAUUGGCCAGUUUGGUGUUGGUUUCUACAGCGCAUACCUUGUGUCGGACAAGGUUCGUGUGGUUAGCAAACACAAUGACGACGAGCAGUACAUUUGGGAAUCUGGAGCAGGUGGCUCCUUCACUGUGCAGAAGGACACCGAGCUUGUGCAUGGUGAGAUCAAGCGCGGUACGAAAAUCAUUUGCUACCUCAAAGAGGACCAAUCCGAGUUCUUGGAGGAGCGCCGCCUGAAGGACUUGGUGAAGAAGCACUCCGAGUUUAUCGGCUUCCCAAUUGAGCUCUAUGUCGAGAAGAGCAAGGAGAAGGAGGUCACCGACAGCGAGGAUGAGGGUGAAGAGGAGAAGAAGGAAGAAGGUGACGAGCCCAAGAUCGAGGAGGUCGAUGAGGAGAAGGAGAAGGAGGAGAAGAAGAAGAAAACGAAGAAGGUGAAGGAGGUGUCCCAUGAGUGGGAGCAGCUCAACAAGAACAAGCCCUUGUGGAUGCGUAAGUCUGAGGAUGUGACCAACGAAGAGUAUGCAAGCUUCUACAAGUCUUUGUCCAACGACUGGGAGGAUCAUUUGGCUGUUAAGCACUUCAGCGUUGAAGGCCAACUGGAGUUCCGUGCGCUGCUGUUUGUGCCUCGCCGGGCUCCUUUCGACCUCUUUGAGACUAAGAAGAAGCGCAACAACAUCAAGCUCUACGUGCGCCGUGUUUUCAUCAUGGAUGACUGCGAGGAGUUGAUGCCAGAGUGGCUGAACUUCGUGAAGGGUGUUGUGGACUCUGAGGACGACUACAAGAAGUUCUACGAGCAGUUCGGCAAGUGCCUCAAGCUUGGAGUGCAUGAAGACUCCACCAACCGAACGAAGGUAGCUGAACUCCUUCGCUACCACACCUCCAAGUCUGGCGAUGAGCAGAUCAGCCUCAAGGAGUAUGUGGACCGCAUGAAGGAGGGACAGAAUGACAUCUACUACAUCACAGGUGAGAGCAUUGCAGCAGUGUCUUCCUCACCCUUCCUCGAGACCUUGCGCAAGAAGGGCAUUGAGGUGCUGUACAUGAUUGACCCCAUCGACGAGUAUGCCACCCAGCAGCUCAAGGAGUUCGACGGCAAGAAAUUGAAGAGUACGACUAAGGAGGGUCUUGACAUUGAUGAUGAGGACGAAAAGAAGAAGAUUGAGGAGCUGAAGGCUGAGUUUGAGCCGCUGACAAAGCUCAUGAAGGAAGUCUUGGGAGACAAGGUGGAGAAGGUCAUCAUUUCUUCCCGCAUGGCCGACUCCCCUUGCGUGUUGACAACCUCUGAGUAUGGCUGGUCAGCCAACAUGGAGCGCAUCAUGAAGGCACAGGCUCUUCGCGACAGCUCCAUGACCUCCUACAUGGUCUCUAAGAAGACCAUGGAAGUGAAUCCCAAGCACUCCAUCAUGGCUGAGUUGAAGAAGAAGGCAGCCGCAGACAAGUCCGACAAGACUGUCAAGGAUUUGAUUUGGUUGCUCUUCGAUACUUCGCUUUUGACAUCUGGUUUCAACCUGGAUGAGCCCACCCAGUUCGCCGGCCGCAUUCACCGCAUGAUCAAGCUCGGCCUGAGCAUCGACGACGAUGAUGAGGGCUUGGGCGAUGACGAUGACCUGCCCCCUCUGGAGGAAGUGGAGGGUGCUGCGGAUGAGGCCUCCAAGAUGGAGGAAGUGGACUAG